AAGAGCCUGCAGUCUCGGUGAGGAGGGACAUGCACGCGAGCGGAGCGCGUGUCGAGACCGAAAAGCGCGUGAGAUUAUGCGUUUGAGGCGGCUGUAAAGGCAAAGCACGCUGCAGAAAACAUGCCGGGUUGGAAAAAGAACAUCCCCGCUUGUCUUCAGGCCGACCAAGAAGGAGAUGAGGGGCCCUACACCAAACACUCCAACCCCUCCAGAUCUCCGGAUGGAGCACUGGCCAUCAGAAGACAAAGUAUCCCAGAUGAGUUUAAGGGCUCCAGCAUGGUGGAGCUCAUGAAGAAGGAGGGUACCACCCUGGGCCUGACCGUUUCGGGAGGCAUCGACAAGGACGGCAAGCCGCGCGUCUCCAACCUGCGGCAGGGCGGCAUCGCAGCCAGGAGUGAUCAGCUGAACGUUGGAGACUACAUCAAGUCGGUGAAUGGCAUCAACCUGACCAAGUUCCGUCACGAUGAGAUUAUUAGUCUGCUGAAGAACGUGGGCGAGAGAGUCGUGCUGGAGGUGGAAUAUGAGCUGCCGCCUGUUUCCGUUCAAGGUUCGGGUGUAAUGUUUAAAAAUGUCGAGGUGACGCUUCAUAAAGAGGGGAACACGUUUGGAUUUGUCAUCAGAGGAGGCGCCCAUGAAGACAGGAACAAAUCUCGCCCUGUUACCAUAACAACGAUCAGACCUGGUGGCCCCGCUGACAGGGAAGGCACCAUCAAACCAGGAGACCGGCUGCUGAGCAUCGACGGUAUCCGUCUGCAUGGUACAUCCCACGCAGAGGCAAUGAGCAUCCUCAAGCAGUGCGGCCAGGAAGCAACACUCCUCAUCGAGUUUGACGUGUCCAUCAUGGACUCCAUAGCCAGUGCUUCUGGUCCUCUCCUGGUGGAAGUGGCCAAGCCUCUGGGCUCCAGCCUGGGAGUGGCUCUGUCUACGUCCAUGUACUGCAACAAGCAGGUCAUCAUCAUUGACAAGGUCAAGCCAGCCAGCAUCGCUGACAGGUGUGGGGCACUGCAUGCCGGUGAUCAUAUCCUGUCAGUAGAUGGCACAAGCAUGGAGUAUUGCACGCUGGCUGAAGCCACCCAGCUCCUAGCCAGCGCCUGUGAGCAUGUCAAAAUGGAGAUCCUUCCCCAUCACCAGACCAGACUGGCCCUUAAAGCCUCAGAUCAUGUCAAGGUGCAGAGGAGCAACCGGCCACUGCCCUGGGAGUCUGGCACAAACAACAACAGCAACUUCCUUCCCUAUCAGCACUAUAACACCUACCACCCUGACCAGUCCCGCAGCCAAGCCAAGCAGAAAUCUUCUCCAAACAACCCCCCUCUGGGCUCAUCUUUCUCACCCACCUCCAUGAGUGCCUACAGCUUGAGUUCCCUCAACAUGAGCACACUGCCUCGCAACAUGUAUCCCACAAGCCCCCGCAGCACACUGAUGAGGCGCAAACUGAAGAAGAAGGACUACAAGAGCUCGUUGUCUCUGGCCUCCAGCACUGUGGGCCUGGCCGGACAGGUGGUCCACACAGAGACCACUGAGGUGACCCUGGUCAGCGACUCCAUCAUGGGAUUUGGAAUUCAGCUCCAGGGAGGGGUGUUUGCCACCGAAACACUCACUUCACCUCCACUCAUUGCUUACAUAGACCAUGACAGCCCAGCCGAGAGGUGUGGAGUCCUGCAGAUUGGUGACCGACUCCUGUCCAUCAAUGGGAUCCCGACAGAGGACAGCACGCUGGAAGAGACCAACCAGCUGCUGCGUGACUCCAGUAUUACCAGCAAAGUUACGCUGGAGAUUGAGUUUGAUGUAGCAGAGUCUGUUAUCCCAAGCAGUGGCACAUUCCAUGUGAAGCUACCGAAGAAGCCAGGAGUGGAGCUGGGCAUCACCAUUAGCUCACCAUCCAACAGGAAGCCAGGUGAUUCACUGAUCAUCUCUGACAUCAAGAAGGGCAGUGUGGCGCACAGGACGGGUACGCUGGAGUUGGGGGACAAGCUCUUGGCCAUCGACAACAUCCGCCUGGACAAUUGCUCCAUGGAAGACGCUGUCCAGAUCCUGCAGCAGUGUGAGGAACUGGUCAAGCUCAAAAUCCGUAAAGAUGAGGACAACUCAGACGAGCAGGAGAGCUCUGGUGCCAUCAUCUACACGGUGGAGCUGAAGCGCUACGGGGGCCCGCUGGGCAUCACCAUCUCAGGCACCGAGGAGCCCUUCGACCCCAUAAUCAUCUCCAGCCUCACCAAGGGCGGCCUGGCUGAGAGGACCGGGGCGAUCCAUGUUGGGGAUCGUAUCCUGGCCAUUAACAAUAACAGCCUGAAGGGGAAGCCGCUGAGUGAAGCUAUCCACCUGCUUCAGAUGGCUGGAGAAUCCGUUACUCUGAAGAUCAAGAAACAGGGAGAAUUGGCAAGUCCUAAGCAGCCAUCAGUGACUGAGCAUCUGGGUGAACUGAGCGAUGCGGAGGAUGAGAAUCAGCAGAAGCCAGGGAAGCUGUCAGACAUCUACUCCACCACCAUUCCCAGUGUGGAUAGUGCCGUUGAGUCCUGGGACGGCUCGGCUAUCGAUGCCUCCUUCAGCCCUCAGGCCCCAACUGGUUUCCAAGCAUCGGGCUACAGUUUCCACAGUCAUGAGUGGAGGAACGCCAAAGUGACUCGUGGCAGUGUAUCUCCAGGCAGCGGCCGUCAGAGGAGCACCGUCCUGCAGGACCUGGGCCUCAGUGAUGAUGAAUGGGACAAACCAACUGCUAGCGGGUUCACCGUGGGUCACGAUGGCACAGAGCCGGAUCAGGAAGAGAACUUUUGGUCUCAGGCGCUGGAGGACCUGGAGACAUGCGGCCAGUCUGGGAUCCUCCGCGAACUUGAGGCUACCAUAAUGUCUGGCAGUACACUGAGUCUGAACCAUGAUCCAGCGCCUGCACGGUGCCAACUGGGCAGGCAGGCCAGCUUCCAGGAACGUGGUAGCAACAGGUCACAGUAUAACCAGGGCAACCGUAGCAACACACUUCCUAGUGACAGUGGACGCAAAGCCUUCGCUAUGAGGAAGAUGCAGCAAGAGAUCAAGGACAUCGUGUCCCCAAACCCUGUGGAGCUACACAAGGUGAGUCUGAAUAAAGAGUCAGACCUGGAGGACUUUGGCUUCAGUGUGUCCGAUGGGCUCCUGGAGAAGGGGGUCUACGUCAAUAACAUUCGCCCAGGUGGGCCUGCUGAAGUGGCGGGGCUCAAACCCUACGACAGGCUGUUACAGAUCAACCAUGUCAGAACUAGAGACUUUGACUGCUGCUUGGUGGUUCCUCUGAUCGCAGAAUCGGGGAACAAGCUGGACCUGGUGAUCAGCCGAAACCCGGCGUCAGCCUCAACCUCGCCCACAGAACUGAACCAGCUUCCCGGUGAGGAGCCUGUGGGCUGGACUGACCCAGCCGAGCCCCUCCCACAGGAAGCGGCCCAACAGAACUCCAGGCCAGUGGGGUCAGAGGGCAGAGAUCCCAACAAGACCUUAUAGCAGAACCCCAUCUCACCCUCCCCAGCACAGGCUCAAGUGCUCCUCAUGGUGCUAAGUGAACUCUUCCCGACAUUCACCACCCCCCUGCUGGAGAGAGCUGGAGCUCUUCUGGCACAUAGCACACCCAGUUUCUUCCCUGAGCCACAGCAUGAGCCACACACACUGAGAGGGGUCCUCCCCACAACCUGCUGCCUGUCUGUUUACUCCUGUGAAAAUGACACUGAUUACAGAGGGAGGCCGUACUGACCUCUGAGAAAGUGAUCUAAAAAUCCAAAACUGAACCAGUGC
This is a messenger RNA of Ictalurus furcatus (blue catfish), 3756 nucleotides long. RefSeq names its product glutamate receptor interacting protein 1 (gene grip1). The coding region runs from base 121 to 3468 and encodes 1115 amino acids. NCBI's taxonomy places the organism in Eukaryota, Metazoa, Chordata, Actinopteri, Siluriformes, Ictaluridae. The record is from RefSeq and is a predicted model, not a curated record. The transcript is spliced from 24 exons. Gene Ontology annotation, biological process: neurotransmitter receptor transport, endosome to postsynaptic membrane. Gene Ontology annotation, molecular function: nuclear glucocorticoid receptor binding.